AUGAAAAAUCUCCUCGACAUUCUAACCAUCAAGGAAUGCAACACUUCAAAGGUAACUUGUGGAAACUGCGAAAUGAAAAGCGAAGAAGCUUCCUAUUGUUUUCACUGUAGCAAAUUCUGGUGCAGUGAUUGCGUGAAUGCACACAAUAUUUUAAGGGAAAACAGAGAUCAUCGUGUCCUUGCUCUCGCAGAUUUCGAAGACAAGGAUUUUCACGAUGUCCUCAAGCGUCCAGUGUUUUGCCAGAAGGAACUCCAUGGUAAAGAAGUACUCAAGUUUUAUUGUAAAGAAUGUAAUGUUCCCGUGUGUCAAACUGGUGUCAUUAUAGAACACAAUAAACAUGAAGUGCAGCAUUUGGAAGUUGCAGCCAGAGAGGUAAAGAACAGUAUUACUUCUAAGCUAGAUGUUGCAAGGGAGUCAUCGAACACGAUUAGUCACUGCAUUAAGCAGCUGGAGGAAAAGGUCCGUUUACUAGAACAUCGCUCGAAAAUUAACAAAGAACGGAUACAACAAGAGGUGAACUCGCUCAUUCUCACCCUUCGGGAAAAAGAGCAAGAAUUGAUUCUCGAAGUGGAAAGUCAGAAGAUGAAGGUGUUAGAACAGAUAGAGAAAAGUAAAGAUGAAUUAUCGGCUCAGUUAGUUGAAGCGAAGCAUUCCAUGUCACAAAUUGAGACUUUUGCUCAACGCACCCCGGCUGCAGAGCUUGUAAGGAGCAAAUUCAAUAUGCAUGAGCUGUGUCAAGGACUCCUAAAGCCACAAGACAUGCCUUCAAUGGUUGAUAUUAGAAUCCCUUCCACAGUAUUUUUCAAGAAUGACGAAAUCUCUAAAAUCCUCAAAGAAUCAAGAAUUGGGGACCUUGACGAAGUCGAAACUGAAAUAGAAUUGAAGCAAUGCUCAUUAGAAGGAUCCAAGGCAGGUACAGUGGGGUUGGAGUCACAGUUCGAACUCAUCACACGAAAUUCCAAAGGGGAACAGUAUCACUGCCCGGCGGACUUAAUCACAGUUGACAUCAUUUCGAUACAAAGCGGGCACACUGUUGAGGAGGUUGAAAUUAAUGACCAGAAAAAUGGCAGCUACAUAAUUUCCUACGUUCCCAAAGAAGCUGGAGAGUAUUUAUUGAGUGUUUCAGUAAACGAAACAGACCGUAGGGAAUUUCCAGCCUUUAAAAUCAAAGAACGUACCUUCACGCCACUGAGGUGUAUCGGAGAAGGAACUAUAGAAGAAAAAAAAGUGAAAUAUCCAUGGGGAAUUGCUGUGAACGACUCCGACGAAAUCUUUGUGAGUGAUAUGGACAACAAUCGCAUCGUGGUUUUCAAUGAAUAUGGGGAGUUUGUCAGGUCAUUUGGACAUAAUGGUCUCAGCUGGCCAACAGGUUUGGCUGUAGAUACCACUCGUAGAAUAACUGUAAUAAACAGAGAUGAUGGCAAAAUAUUAUUAUUUACAUCCAAUGGCGAAUACGUUAGAACUAUUUACGAUGGUCACUCACUGAAAGAUCCCCGAGGAGUAGCGUUAGAUUCUCAAGGAAACCUAAUUGUGUGUGACUCAGGAAAUGCCUGCGUUCGGUUUAUUUCUCCCCAAGGAAAAAUUCUUAAGACAAUUGGGAAAGGUUUUGUUGUCAUGCCAAAUAACUGUGUUGUUCAUAAAGACAAAAUCUUUCUGUCUGAUAUGGAACUAAGGUGGGCGAGUUGA
Messenger RNA from Porites evermanni, 1686 nucleotides. The record is from the annotation of a GenBank genome assembly. Lineage: Eukaryota; Metazoa; Cnidaria; Anthozoa; Scleractinia; Poritidae.